AUGAAACGCCCAAACGACGAGGUCGCCAACCCCUCAACAGUGAAACCAACGUUCCUAACGAAAGCCCAACGCGAGCAAUUGGCUCUUCAACGCCGCCAGGAAGAGGUGGCGGAGCAGAAGCGGCGCCAGGAGCAGCUCCUCUCACGCAACAACUCCUCCGAUCCCAAACCCUCCUCCGACCGCGACAGAGACAGAGACAGAGAAAGGGACAGAGACCGUGACAACAGGGAGCGCGACCGGGACCGCGAUAGAGACAGGGACAGAGACCGCGACCGCGAGAGGGCACGUGACCGGGACCGCGAAUCCGAACGCCGCAACAGAGAGAGGGAGCGCGAAGAGGAAACCCGGGCUCGCGAGCGAGCUCGCUCGGAGAAACUUGCGGAGCGCGAGAGGGCACGUGACCGGGACCGGGAAGCCGAACGCCGUAACAGAGAGAGGGAGCGUGAAGAGGAGACCCGGGCCCGCGAGCGAGCUCGCUUGGAGAAACUCGCGGAGCGCGAGCGCGAGAAGGAGCUUGAGUCCAUCAAGGAGCAGUACCUCGGCUCCAAAAAGCCCAAGAAGCGCGUAAUCAAGCCCAGCGAGAAGUUCCGGUUCUCCUUCGAUUGGGAGAACACGGAGGACACCUCGCGGGACAUGAACUCUCUCUACCAGAACCCACACGAGGCUCAGCUUCUCUUCGGCCGCGGCUUCCGCGCCGGCAUGGACCGCCGCGAGCAGAAGAAGCUCGCCGCCAAGAAUGAAAAGGAGAUGCGUGAGCAAAUCCGCAAGAAGGACGGUGUCGAGGAGAAGCCCGAGGAGGCCGACGCCCAGCGCCGCAAGGAGGCCGCCGCCGACCUCUACGACACCUUCGACAUGCGUGUCGACCGCCACUGGAGCGAGAAGAAGCUCGAAGAGAUGACUGAGAGGGAUUGGCGCAUCUUCAGAGAAGACUACAACAUCUCCUACAAGGGUUCCAAGAUUCCUCGCCCUAUGAGGAGCUGGAACGAGAGCAAGUUGAGCCUCGAGCUCUUGAAGGCUGUGGAGAAGGCUGGCUAUAAAACCCCUUCUCCUAUUCAAAUGGCAGCCAUUCCCCUUGGCUUGCAGCAGCGUGAUGUCAUUGGCAUUGCCGAGACCGGUUCCGGGAAAACCGCGGCGUUUGUGCUUCCCAUGUUGAGCUACAUCACCAGGCUUCCACCCAUGAGUGAGGACAACGAGGCUGAGGGUCCCUAUGCGGUUGUCAUGGCCCCCACUCGCGAGCUCGCGCAGCAGAUUGAGGAUGAGACUGUUAAGUUUGCGCAGUAUUUGGGCAUCAAGGUGGUGUCCAUUGUUGGUGGACAGUCCAUUGAGGAGCAAGGAUUUAAGAUCAGGCAGGGCUGUGAGAUUGUCAUUGCCACUCCUGGACGUUUGAUUGAUUGCUUGGAGCGGCGCUAUGCUGUUCUCAACCAGUGCAAUUAUGUUGUUCUUGAUGAGGCGGAUCGCAUGAUUGACAUGGGGUUUGAGCCCCAGGUGAUGGGUGUCCUUGAUGCCAUGCCUUCUAGCAAUCUCAAACCGGAGAAUGAGGAUGAGGAGCUUGAUGAAAAGAAGAUUUAUCGGACCACUUAUAUGUUCAGUGCCACCAUGCCCCCUGCUGUGGAGAGGCUUGCCAGGAAAUAUUUGAGGAACCCUGUUGUGGUUACCAUUGGCACUGCUGGAAAGGCAACUGAUUUGAUCAGCCAGCAUGUGAUCAUGAUGAAGGAGUCUGAGAAAUUUUACAAGCUUCAGAGAUUGCUUGAUGAGCUUAAUGACAAGACUGCAAUUGUGUUUGUCAACACCAAGAAGAAUGCGGAUAUGGUUGCUAAGAAUUUGGAUAAGGAAGGGUAUCGUGUAACCACUUUGCAUGGAGGGAAGUCACAGGAGCAGAGAGAGAUUAGUCUUGAAGGGUUUAGGACCAAGAGAUAUAAUGUUCUUGUUGCAACUGAUGUUGCCGGACGUGGGAUUGACAUACCUGAUGUGGCUCAUGUUAUCAACUAUGAUAUGCCUGGGAAUAUUGAAAUGUACACUCACCGUAUUGGGCGUACUGGUCGUGCAGGAAAGACCGGUGUAGCUACAACAUUCUUGACUCUUCAGGACAGUGAUGUCUUUUAUGACCUCAAGCAGAUGCUCAUUCAAAGUAAUAGUCCUGUUCCACCUGAACUCGCAAGGCAUGAAGCUUCAAAAUUCAAGCCAGGAUCGAUUCCUGACAGACCACCUAGACGAAAUGACACUGUUUUUGCGCAUUAG
Sphenostylis stenocarpa is the source of this 2238-nucleotide messenger RNA. Lineage: Eukaryota; Viridiplantae; Streptophyta; Magnoliopsida; Fabales; Fabaceae. The record is from the annotation of a GenBank genome assembly.